GACAUUAAUGACUUCGGGGAUGAUGGCUCGCUGUACAUCACCAAGGUGACAACCAUCCACAUGGGGAACUACAGUUGCCAUGCCUACGGCUACGAGGACCUCCGCCAGACGCACGUGCUGCAGGUCAACGUCCCUCCGGUGAUCCUGGUCUACCCGGAGACGCAGGCCCAGGAGCCCGGCGUGUCUGCCAGCCUGCACUGCCACGCCGACGGCAUCCCGGACCCCAAACUGCAGUGGCUGAAGAACGGCGCCGACCUGCAGCCUCGCUCCUCCAAGCAGCUUUCUCUCCUGGCAAACGGCAGCGAGCUGUUCAUCGGCAGCGUGCGCUACGAGGACACGGGCGCCUACACCUGCAUGGCCAAGAACGAGGUGGGCGUGGACGAGGACAUCUCCUCCUUGUUUGUGGAGGACUCGGCCAAGAAGACGCUUGCCAACAUUCUGUGGAGGGAAGAAGGUUUGAGCGUGGGAAACAUGUUCUACGUGUUUUCCGACGAGGGCGUGACCAUCCUGCAGCCCGGCCAGUGUGAGAUCCACAGACAAAUGAAAAGGACAGAGAGGAUCGUGGCGACAUACGAGGAAAUGUGCCCUAGCGGCGAGGGUGCGGCCCCACCGCACUGCGUGUGGUCGUCGGCGGUCAACGUGCGGGAGAAGUACAUCUACGUGACCCAACCGCUCCACAGCCGCCUCCUGGUGCUGGACAUUCAGGCGCAGCGGGUGGUGCAGGUGAGUGCGUGUAAGACCCCGCCUCCAGGAAGGCAGCGCUGCUGGGAGGGUCAAAGGUCAACAGCAUGUCCAGUGAGGCUGAUAAACAACAACUAG
Messenger RNA from Entelurus aequoreus (snake pipefish), 819 nucleotides. Its product is annotated as follistatin-related protein 4-like. Gene Ontology annotation, cellular component: axon; plasma membrane. The record is from RefSeq and is a predicted model, not a curated record. NCBI's taxonomy places the organism in Eukaryota, Metazoa, Chordata, Actinopteri, Syngnathiformes, Syngnathidae. Gene Ontology annotation, biological process: axon guidance; dendrite self-avoidance; homophilic cell-cell adhesion. The transcript is spliced from 7 exons. Gene Ontology annotation, molecular function: cell-cell adhesion mediator activity. Bases 61 to 819 code for a protein of 252 amino acids.